UCGCCAAUUCCAACGCACCGGUGAAGAAUCGCCGGGUCGGGUCGGGUGCCGACCGCCCGGCCGAGGCUAUCGCCGCUCGCGUCUCGCAAAAACCGCGACACAACUCCAGGGUAGUAUCCACCGCGCCAAACUGCCGGCAAAACCACGAACGCGCAGCUCAAAACCAGGCGACUCGUCUGGCCCACCCGGCCCUCUCUUUCCUCCCAUCGCAGGUAGCAUUAUUAAACCACCGGAAAUGCGACCGCCUCGGCCGCUUCUGGCAGCGAAGUAAUUGAGCAAGUAGAGCUAAACCUCGGGAACGCCCCCCCCCCGGGCAAGCGCGGCACACCCGAAGCAUCCUUCCGUUCCAGAUCGCCCCCCAUGGCGUCGCACAUCAUCCUGCCCCCGGACGACAACGACGAGCACCGUCAGGAGGAGGAAGGGGACGAGCGGGAGCGGGAGCGGGGGCAUGACGAGGGCGGGCCCCCAGAGCAGGCGGCGAAGGCGGCGCUGCCGUUCUCCGCGUCGUGCGUGCGGAUCUCCCGCGACUCGUACCCCAACCUCCGCGCUCUCCGCAACGCCUCCUCCGUCAGCCUCGCCGAUGCCGCCUACGUCAAGAUCUCCGAGGGCGACUUCGGGUACGUCCUCGACGACGUGCCGCACCUCACCGACUACCUCCCCGACAUCCCGAUUUAUCCUAAUCCAUUGCAAGAUCAUCCGGCCUAUUCAACUGUCAAGCAGUAUUUUGUCAAUGAAGAUGACACUGUACCUCAAAAGGUGGUUGUUCAGAAGAACAGUCGGCGCGGUGUUCACUUCCGUCGUGCCGGGCCUCGUCAGAAGGUUUAUUUUGACUCUGAUGAAGUGAAAGCCUGCAUUGUAACUUGUGGAGGUCUCUGCCCUGGUCUUAACACCGUUAUCAGAGAACUGGUUUGUGGCUUGUCACACAUGUACAAUGUCAACAAAAUCUAUGGAAUACAGAAUGGAUACAAGGGCUUCUAUUCUAGCAACUACCUUCCCAUGACACCAAAGAGUGUCAAUGACAUUCACAAAAGGGGUGGUACAGUUCUGGGAACAUCACGAGGUGGUCAUGAUACAAAAAAGAUUGUUGACAACAUUCAAGAUCGUGGAAUUAAUCAGGUGUAUAUCAUCGGCGGAGAUGGAACUCAGAAGGGAGCGUAUGAGAUCUUCAAGGAAAUUCGAAAACGUGGCCUAAAAGUUGCUGUGGCUGGAGUUCCCAAGACAAUAGAUAAUGACAUAGCGAUUAUCGACAAGUCCUUUGGUUUUGAUACGGCUGUGGAAGAGGCCCAGCGUGCCAUUGAUUCAGCUCAUGUGGAAGCUUGCAGUGCUGAGAAUGGAAUAGGCUUAGUAAAACUGAUGGGUCGUUAUAGUGGGUUCAUUGCGAUGUAUGCUACUCUUGCUAGCCGAGAUGUGGACUGCUGUUUGAUUCCAGAGUCUCCGUUUUAUAUGGAUGGAGAAGGUGGAUUGCUUCAAUAUAUUGAAAGGAGGCUGAAAGAGAACAAACACAUGGUUAUUGUUGUUGCUGAGGGAGCAGGACAGGAUCUUAUUGCAAAAAGUAUAGCCAUAUCAGAUCAACAAGAUGCAUCUGGAAAUAAAUUGCUUCUUGAUAUUGGCCUUUGGUUGACUCACAAGAUAAAGGAUUACUUCAAGAGCAAAAGGAUGGAGAUGACAAUUAAAUACAUAGAUCCUACCUACAUGAUCCGUGCUAUUCCAAGCAAUGCAUCUGACAAUGUCUACUGCACACUUCUGGCACACAGUGCCAUCCAUGGGGCAAUGGCAGGGUAUAGCUUUACCGUUGGAAUGGUCAACGGCAGACAUACCUACAUACCUUUCUAUAGGGUGACAUCCACAAGGAACAAGGUUAGGAUCACUGACAGGAUGUGGGCGAGGCUGUUGUCGUCAACCAACCAGCCAAGCUUCUUGAGUCAGAAGGACAUCGAUGAAGCGAGCGAGGCCGACAGGUUGGCCAAUAGGCCACCGCUGCCAGUGGUCGCCAGCCAUCGCAUGGCGAACUCCUUCGAACAAUCUUCAUCGACUUCUGCAAAUGGCGAUAUAUAGUGAUUGUCGGUGCACCGCAAUUGUGUACAAGAGCUAUUACUAUCCUUUCGAGUUUUGAGGCCUGGGCAGCUUGGCCACUUUCGAUAUGCAAAUGCCUUGUGUAGAGGGACACACGGAUACUAUCCUGAUGGCACGCGUAAUAAAAUGAACACCAUUGAUGAA
Messenger RNA from Phragmites australis (common reed), 2217 nucleotides. RefSeq names its product ATP-dependent 6-phosphofructokinase 6-like. Gene Ontology annotation, molecular function: 6-phosphofructokinase activity; ATP binding. Gene Ontology annotation, cellular component: cytoplasm. Lineage: Eukaryota; Viridiplantae; Streptophyta; Magnoliopsida; Poales; Poaceae. The record is from RefSeq and is a predicted model, not a curated record. The coding region runs from base 361 to 2055 and encodes 564 amino acids. The transcript has 14 exons. Gene Ontology annotation, biological process: glycolytic process; fructose 6-phosphate metabolic process.